AUGAUUGCCAAGCAGGUUACUGAGUUCGGCAAGGUAUGCUUUUACCUCAGUCUGACCCCGACUAUUCUGGCCAUUGAGGGCGUUCGCUGGGCUCUCACCUUCAAUACUGAGAUCAGGCUGGCGGUUGCCGCCACUUGUGCUCCCGUGGAGAGCAAGCCUGCCAGUAUCACCAGCACAAAAACAAACGCGGAGAGGAUUCAGCAGCUGGAGAAGGACCUCGCUGGCAAUAACGCGCAGUUUGAGAAGACCCGCGCGGAAGACAAGACUCUCGCUGACAAAAACGCGCGCAUCGAACAACUUGGUCGGGGCCUCGUGCAGGCAACCUCCGCAAUGGAGCAGGCGCGCACCGAUGCUGAGGCCGCGCGCGCAGACGCAGUUGCGCGAAUCCAGCAGCUCGAGUUGAUCAUUGAGAAGUCGGGUGCCGUGCUUGGGGUAACCCUUGCCAACAGUAAUGUGGGAAUUGGGCAGCUUGAGCGGAUCGUUGAGCAUUCGGCUGGCGUGUUUGGACAGACCCUCGCCAACACUGACGCAAAAAUCAAGCAGCUCGAGCAGGGCUUCGAGCAGGCAGCUGCCGUGAUCGUACCUGGCCUUCAUGACGACAAGGCACUGAUUGAACAGCUUGAGCGCGGCGCUGAGCAGUCAGUCGCUACAAACAAGAAAGCCCAUGCCGGCGACAACACGCGGAUUACUACUGCAAUUAAGCAGACCUGCCAUUGCGCAGCCGAGUCCAAAGCCGAGCGUGCUGACCACGUCAGUCGAAUUGAACAGCUCGAGGGUAGUGCUGAGCAGGCAGCCGCUACAACCGAGCAGGUCUGCGCCAACUACAAGGUCGCGCAUACCGCCCAGGACAGUGAGUUGGUGAAAGAAAACUUGUACUUGCACCGCGACUUGGCCGUCCUCAAAUCCAAGCUGGAUGGUGCCGAGGACAGGCUGUAUAUUCAGUGCGAGCACUUCAAGGGACUGCGUGCUGAGCUUUGCAAGGCCAAUGGUGAGCUGGAUGUGGUCCACACAAACAAUGAAGCCCAGCAGAAGCUUGCCACUGAGCUGUGCGACAAGGUCCAACUGCCCCCUGCAGAGAACAGCAAGAAUUUCCCCCAUAGCGAGUCAGCCGCCGCUAAUAGCAUGCUGCAUGACCGACACAAGAGCACCGAUGUCUUGGACGCCGAGCUUUGCAAGGUCGAAUGCGAGCUGGAUAUGGGUUGUAAGAAUUUUGUUGCUCACCAGCGACGCCUUGCCAAGCUGCGCGCCAUGGUAGACCCGGGACUCGCAGUGAGCGACAAGCGUAUCCCGCAAGCCAACCUGGGCGGCGUUAAGAACAUGUUGGAUAGCCAGUGCCAGAACGCCAAGGCUCUGUGCGCAGAAAUUCGCAAGGCCAAGAGCGAGCUAAAGAUAGCUUGUGCAGGCGCUAAAACGCAGCGGAAGUUUGUCGCUGAGCUGCGUGAAAAAUUGAGGAUGCCCAACAAGCGCCAAGUCACAUCUGCUGGCAGGUGAUGCGCCGCGCGGGCACUUCAAGACGAUCCGCACCUUGCUAGCCAAAGUGGCGGGCAUCUCUCGCACCAAAAUUUCUAGCUAUAUUGACCUGGAGGCCACUUUGGUGCUAGUGCAGGUAAUUGCCGACUUGCUCAGCGAGCCGGGUGACUGCGACAGCCGCACCCCAGACAGCCAGUUUUAAAGCGAACAGGAUGCUUGCUUCAAAACGCGUACCUGUCCGUCAAUUCAAUCGACAAUAUUGAAUGUGUACUAUAAUCAUUGCCGCGGUUGGCACAUUACGGCCAACGCGACUCUGGGCUGGCGGAAUCAGCUCAGCAUCAUUUUAUUAUAUCAUUUUUCAUUACUCCUCAUUUUCUUUCUCGUGUAUCUCGAUUCUUUAACUUAG
Molecule: messenger RNA, 1876 nt
Organism: Kickxella alabastrina
Lineage: Eukaryota; Fungi; Kickxellomycota; Kickxellomycetes; Kickxellales; Kickxellaceae
Exons: 2
Coding region: 1-1491 (496 amino acids)
Source: RefSeq, a predicted model, not a curated record